Molecule: messenger RNA, 5071 nt
Organism: Tribolium madens (black flour beetle)
Lineage: Eukaryota; Metazoa; Arthropoda; Insecta; Coleoptera; Tenebrionidae
Product: slit homolog 1 protein-like
Exons: 5
Coding region: 237-4172 (1311 amino acids)
Cellular component (GO): extracellular matrix
Molecular function (GO): protein binding
Source: RefSeq, a predicted model, not a curated record
CGCGUUGUUCAGACAGUUCGUAAGCUUGUCGCGUGUCUGCGAACACCUGACGAUAACAACACACUUUCCGCAUCGGCUGCGCUGACCGGUGAACGGAAUAAAGCCCCCAACUGAAACGCCGCCGCUUUCACCUGAAUCUAUAUCUGCUUCGGAUAUAUAAGUGGAUUGACUAUAACAUCGUUUUGCAAUCAGAUGAACAAAUAGAAAAGAUCCCAUGACGGAGCGCCGAGCCUGGCAUGGGGGGUGAGAAGACCCGGCCCAUGUGGUGGCAGACGCUACCUACCAUGCUGGUGCUGGCGACGAUCGGAUCUGCCAGCGAUGGAGCCAUAUGUCCUGCUAGAUGCCACUGCAACGACGACACUCUCACCGCUUCUUGUGGCUCAGCAGCUCUCGAAGUCGUCCCCAUCCAGCUCAAUCCCGAAGUGCGACAUAUCGAUCUUUCCGACAACAAAAUCACACAUGUCUCCUUCACUUUCCGAUUCUACAACUUCUUAGUAACACUUGAUCUAUCAUCCAACAAGAUUAAAAAUCUUGGAUCCUCAAACUUUGAUAUGCAACAUAAUCUCAAACAACUCAAUCUCAGCAGAAAUGAUAUAGAGAAAAUAUCCAAGGAUUCGUUCAAAGGACUUAGAGCAGUCAUCAAUCUUGAUCUCAGCCACAAUAAAUUAGAAGAACUCAAAUCAGAGUCUUUUAGGGAACUACAUUCACUUCAAGUACUGAAACUAUCACAAAAUCGACUGGUUUAUCUAGAAGAAGGGAUUUUUAAAUCUGCUAAACAUCUACAAGAAUUACUUCUAGAUUAUAAUCUAUUUCUAGAAUUACCAACGGGAGCAUUAACUGAUAGUGUUAAUUUGAGAUUCUUGUCACUUGCAUGUAAUCUUAUCAAAUCUAUCAAAGAAAAUCAAAUGCCGCCACUUCCCGAAUUACGAACUUUACUUCUACAAAAAAAUCUCAUCAAUGAGAUACAUCAAUCGUCUUUAUCGGGACUUCUUUCUUUAGAUCAUCUAGAUCUAAGUGAUAAUAACUUUACAGUAAUACCAACACCAUCACUGAUGAAAUUAUCAAACAUAACGAAAUUAAAAUUGAGCGGUAAUUUUAUAAGUACCGUCCCACCGGUUGCUUUUAAAGGACUCUUUCAUUUACGUUUUCUUAGAUUAGAUCGUCAAGAAAUCCUCCAAAGGAUAGACGCCAGAGCAUUCGUCGAUAACAUAAACCUUGAGAGAGUUUGGUUAGACGAUAACAUAGCGGUAGAUAGACUACCAACACGAUUAUUUCAUGGAAAUCCUCAUGUUACACACUUAUCUGUACGUAAUAACCGAUUAACAAACAUAGAAGUGACCCAUUUCCCUUUAGAUCAGUUACGUGUUUUGAAAUUAGGGGGAAAUCCUUUGGAGUGUAACUGUUCUUUAUCGUGGCUUUGGCAUUUGAUUCAAGACCAAAAAUCAAAACAUUUGUUUGAUUUGGGCAAUGAUACAUCAGAAGAAAAAGAAGUAGAAACUCCUGGAGAAUUAGUUGUAGACUUGGAGGAUAUAAGAUGUGCCGGCCCGGAGCCUUUGACUGAUGUUCUCUUGGCAGAUGCCACCGAAUCCCAAGUGGACUGUUCUGUCAGCUGGAUUGCAGCCGUUUCGGCAACACUAACGGCCCUAUUUAUGGUCGCUAUAGUCGGCGGUUUGUUGUAUUGGGGCCCGAUAAAGAGGACAUGUGCUAAAGAGAAGGAACUGGCAGGAGUCGACAGCAGGUGUCGGAAUAAAACCGUCGGAACUUGUUCGAACGGAAGGAGUGAACCUUUCGAGAACAUAAGGACAGAUAAGUGCAUGAUCGCGCCACCUCUCAUACAUCACGACUACCGCUCGUUACCCUCCUGGGACCCCUACAACGCGGACUGUGCCGGCAAUAUGAACAUUUAUGAACAUUUAGAUUUAAACAACAAGACGAGACCCCAUAUCGUCUAUGUAAUGAAGUUGGUGGUGUUAUUAAACGCUUUGUGCAUCGGUUUGAGUUUGUGUUUUAAUGGUCAAUUGGCGGAACUGGAAUGUCCGGACGAUUGCGAUUGCCAUUACUUUCGGAUCAAUUGGGUGACAGAUUGUUCCGAUAGCAACCUAACUGAGAUACCUUACGAUGAGUUGAGUCUGAAUGUUUACGUUUUGGACUUGAACAACAAUCAGAUUACUGAUGUCGGGCCGUUUCCUCACGACAUCAAAAUGCGUCGGUUGCAACUCGCGGACAAUCUCAUGACUGAAUUGAAGAAGGAGUCGUUCGCGGGACUUAACUAUCUGAUCGAUGCCGAUUUUUCAGGGAAUAUGAUAACUAGAGUCGAUCCUGAUUGCUUCGAUGAUUCGCCGGGGUUUAUCACGUUGGAACUUCAAGGGAAUCCGUUAGAUCCGGUCGAUGGAAUAUUCUUAUCCAUCAAGUCAUUGCAUUAUUUGGAUAUCAGCAACUGUGGCCUAAAAUAUUUAAAUCCACUUUUCUUCGCCAAUAUUACCGCACUGAGUACGCUCGACUUAUCCGGAAAUCCCUUAGGAGUGAUAGAUAAUAAAGUCUUCGAGCCUUUGUCUAGUCUGGAAACGCUGAAAAUGAACGCCUGCAAUUUGACUUACAUUGCAAAUUAUGCCUUCAAUUCAUUGGAAAAUCUCAAAAAUUUAGAAUUAAGCGCUAACAUGCUUACUACUGAUUGGUCAUCAGUUCUUGAUUAUCUCCCCCGAUUAGAGUAUCUCGAUCUUCGAAAUUCACAAAUUCGUCACUUGCCCGAAAUUGUCUUCCAUAAUAACACUUAUUUAAGAACGCUAAUUUUGGCACAAAAUGAGUUGAACGAUUUUGAUGUAUCACAAACCGUCGGGAAACUCCAACAAUUGGAUUCAUUAGAUCUGUCUUUCUGUAAUUUAACAUUGCCUCUAUCGGAAGAUGCUUUCGUGAACGCGACAAAAAUUCGUAGUUUGUUCCUAUCAGGAAAUUCAUUAUUUGCGUCCGAUUUAUUGGUUGCUUUGCCUCCAUUAUCAAAUUUAGAGCGACUUUCUUUAAGUAAUUGUGGAUUAACUCGUCUACCGGAUACUUUCCAUAACUUCAAAAGUCUACAAGAACUCGAUAUUUCCCAUAAUCCUCUCAAUGACGCAUUUGUCAAAUUAUUGACGCCUCUCGAUAAAUUAGAAUACUUAAAUAUGGGUUACAGUAAUUUAUCAUACAUAGCUCCGACAUCAUUUUCAAAAAUGACAAAUAUGAAACGUUUAGUACUUUCCGGGAAUGAGUUGAAUAAUUUGGAGGCCGGUCUUUUUGGCGACUUAACUAAACUUGAAAGUUUAGAAUUAAAUUCUUGUGGUUUGAGACGAUCGAUUAACGCAACGUUAUUCUUCAAUAACUUGACUUACACCGAUUUAACUGAAUUACAAUUGGCAGGAAAUCCGCUUCAAGUAUCCAAAUCAGGUCCUCUUUUACCUAAACAAUUAUCAAGACUUCUAACUUUAGAUUUGAGCAAUUGUAAUUUGACGUUUCUACCAUCGGAUGCUUUCUAUUGGACUAGAAAUAUUACCACAUUGAUUCUAAGCGGAAACCAUUUCUCCUCAGCCGAUAAUUUACAGUUCCUUGAAUUACUACCUAAACUAAAAAUGCUCGAUUUGAGGUAUAAUAAAUUAUCCUCAUUUCCGCCAAAGACAAUCUAUUUAAAUCCCAACGUGGAAAAACUAAAACUAAUCGGUAAUCCGUGGAGGUGCGACUGCACCGUCGCCGAAUUAUGGGAUUGGGCCAAUUUAGAAAAGGGCAGUCUUGGCAUUUUGGAAGGCUCAACCAUCGCAGCCGAACACGUGACAGUGGGCAAAACCAACAAACGUAAAAAACUCCUUGUUUGCAAUUACGACACGUCCCAACCUCUGCCUAUUAUAACCAAAACGGUUCGCGGACGCAGACCCUUCAUCAAACCUCAAAGAGUCUUAACUUCCACCAAUCGUACGUGGGCCAAAUAUGUCCGGGAAUCGGGAUGCGAGCAACUCCCUGUUUUGCAAAGAUCCCCACGAGCCGCCAAUUCAUGGGAUUAUCGCGGAUCGGAACUAGAACCCAACACUUGGGCUGUAGCCGCGAUCAACGCUGCCAUUGUCUAUAUCACCCUAAUGGCAAUUGUCGGAAUUGCCUUUCUUUUUACAAAGAGGCAAACACCCAGAACAGCCUUCGACAAAAAUAAUUAGUCGACAGAUUUUCUCUGUACGUAGUUUAGUUGUGAUACAUCCAAUCGUACCUUAAUAAUGCCCAAGGUUUAGCCAACAGGAGCUAGUUUUCUCCAAGACGUAAUAAUAAACUUCCGUUAAUUGUGUUAAUCACGAGUCAGCAGUUUCAUAGAAAACAAUUAUAGUAUGUAAACAAUAAGUGUGAAAGGUAUUUGUUUAAUAACGUAAUCGUGUUAAUCGGAGAACUGCGUUUUUAAAGACUGUUUUUUGGGUGUGACACUUUGACUGUUAUUUUCUAUGCUAAUAAACGACUCAUUUAUAUGUUUUGCGCACUUAUUUGUGUGAUCCCCUAUGCAAAUUGAUGCGUGGACUACGAUCUUUCGUUCUAUGACCCUUCUCCGAAUUGUGUUUGUAGCCGAAGGCGUUUUUUAAAUUGAACUCCUUUUAGUAAAGAGAAUAUGUAAUGCUAGACCGGCUAUAACUCGAAAAUGGCUACGACCACCUCUUACCCUGUCAUAGAGGGCGGAUUUCCAGCAGUUCCUGUAAUUGCAAGUGGAACGUGAACAGCCCUUGUUUCGGCCCUUCUGCCUCUCCUAAUUAUAACACGCGCCCCUUAAACCCAACCACCUACUCUCCGAUAACAAGGCAUCUACAGAACGGAUCGAAACUAUAAUUUUUGAAAAUUUUAACGAGAUGAUGUCAACAGAACAAUUUUCAUAUUGUCUUAGUUAGCUUAACAAGGAAAUUGUUGAUUUUAUAAAUUUAUUUACAUAGUAGUAGACAAGUCAAAUUAAAUAUAUUUUCUUUUUUUUCCUAUUUAUAUAGAUAAGUGCACCCUAUUAUUUUAUUUUUGUACUGCAAUUGUGUAACUAGAUUGUUGUAAUUUGUCACAGUAUUAAAACGUACCUUUUUCAAGCGUC